Messenger RNA from Ruditapes philippinarum (Manila clam), 4083 nucleotides. RefSeq lists its product as uncharacterized. The transcript has 4 exons. Gene Ontology annotation, molecular function: protein binding. The record is from RefSeq and is a predicted model, not a curated record. Lineage: Eukaryota; Metazoa; Mollusca; Bivalvia; Venerida; Veneridae. Bases 727 to 3414 code for a protein of 895 amino acids.
AGAAUCUUAUCUUGUCAGUGUCAAGUUGUUUACUGGAAGGUCAGUGUUUAUUUUAUCGAUUAGGUGCUUGAAUAUCACUCUUGGGCAACUUAUACCGUGGAUAUUUAGAUAAAGAAAACAUAAAAUGGCUUCUUGGGCAAGUCAUGGAGCAGCACACGGUGGGACAGCGCCUGUCGGAGCCCCUGCUGGAGUGCCUGUUGACCUCGAAAAGAAAGAGGCUUAUUACUUACGUAUGCAUUUGCUAAUAGUAAAAGAGGUAACGACCUUGUUAAGGGCACGAUUUGACCUGGCUGUGCCACAUCAACUUCAUGCAACGUUACAAAAUUCUAAUAGUAUGACCACCUUAAAUUAUGCAAAGAUAAAUAAUCUUAUUAAUAAAACGCAGUGGGGUCUUUUAUUUCCGCAAUACCAUCAACCGUCUUCGGACACCUUUGACGUUACUCUCCUAGCUUGUCUACUUAGAAAUAUAUGUGGACUUAAGUCAAAGUCGAGAUGGUGGAGUGAAACUGUCAACAGCAAUAUUCCUGAUAAUGUUGUUACUGAGGAAGCUGACAUAGCUCGAUUGAGGAACUUAAGAAAUUAUAUGCUGCACAAACAAGUUGCUUCUUUAGAGCAGAGUGAAUUUGAAGAUUUGUGGGACCUAGCAGAAAAGCAAAUACAGAAUUAUUUCUUCGAGACUAUCUAGACGAUCGUCAAUAUGUUGAAACUGCUGCCUACCAGAAAGCAAUGCUAAUUUUAAAAGAUAAACAUAUAGUAAUACUAACUGGACAUCCAGGUGAAGGUAAAACUACCAUGGCUGCAAGACUUGCUUUACAUGUAAGUCAAUCCGCACGUAACUGCCUUAAACUUGCAGCGCCAUCUGAUUGGAGAAUAAUUGAUUUGUCAUUAAAACUUUUUGAUACAAUUAUCAUAGAUGACAUAUUUGGUGCUGGAGCAAUGGAUCAGAAGUUGGUCGGUGACUGGCAAAAUCAUCUGAAUGAAAUAGUGAGAGCAGCAAAGAAAAAAGCUGUGAGAGUGAUAAUAACGUCCAGACAUUAUAUUUAUGAGGAAUCUAAAGAGGAGAUUGGUUAUGUGCCAAUGUUCGAGAACGAUAAUGAAGCUCUUCUGCUGCUUACAUCUAUUGAGCUUUCAUCCGACGAAAAAACCAAAAUUCUAAAAAUGCAAGCGGAAAAAAAUGAACAAAUUCUGGUAGACAAAACAAUACAAGAAUGUGUUGAAGCUUCUAAAGGGCCGACAGAAGAAGUAAAAGAUUUUUUGUUCGGAUUCCCAGAAUGUGCAUCUAUGUUUGUCAGAAACAAAACUAUGCUCGACGAAGGUGCAUCAUUUUUUAAGAAACCGGCACAGUUCUUUAAAAAAUAUUUAGAAAACUUGUAUAGAGGCAAGGAACAAGAAAAAUUUUUAGCACUUGUAACUGUAUGGGCCAGUGAUGAUAAAAAGGUCUCGCAAAAGGACUUGAGGAAUACAGAAAGUGCAUCGGACCAUGUCAAGAAGGUAGCAAAAAUAUUUGGCCAUAAUUUUAGCCCAGACUUUCUUCACAAAAUGCUAUUGUCAUUAGAUUCUCACGUGGGAGGAUAUCUAGUUUUUAUAGAGGCGACUAAAGAAUAUACUUUCAGUCAUAAUGUCAUUGCAGAUAUGGUUGGUUUGGUCAUUGGUAGGAAAAAACCAGAAGAAGCUGUAGAAAUUUGUCCACGAGAUUUUCUCAUGGAGUUUGUGUCGAUUGGAGAAGGCAUGCGAGAUGAUUUUAAAGUAUGCUUAAUGGACAACGAAAUUGAUUGUCUUAUAGUUAAAUGUGUUAAAAUGCUUUUGCGAGACAACUUUAAAAAAUAUGUUAAAGAAAUCAAACUAUAUGACUUUCAAAAAUUUUCCAGGAUCGGGCAGAAUUAUAAUUACAUUUACAUUAUUCGCAUGAUUGAUUUUAGUAUCAUUCAACACAAAGCUUUUAGCUCUGAGAGAUUUGUAAAAAAGUUCAUAGACUAUAUCAUUGAAGAAAAUCUCGUACAAAAAUGUUUCUCUGUACCUGUCAUUUUAAUGAUGGGGCAUUUCCUUGACUAUGGGACAUCUAUGGAACAACUUGAUAUAUGUCUGAUGGGAUAUGCCUGGUAUAUUGGGGCAACAAUAUUUGCAAAGGAAGUUAUAACACGACGGAUACUCGGAGAAGAUAACGUCGACUUGGCUGUUUACUUAUUGUUGGCUGUUCACUCAAGACAAAAAGAUUCAGUAGAAUUUCUCCUUCGCCAUGGAGCAAAGGUAACUGCCGAUGCGAUAUAUAUCGCUUCUCAUAAAAGCAUAGAGCUUCUUGAAAUAUUACUUCAACGAACAAACGUCAAUUACAGAAGAAAUGCAAUCAAUGGUAAUUUUCCUUUAAUUGUAGCAGCAGGGGAAGGUCUAACUGAAGCAGUGAAAUGUAUGCUUAACACGGGUGCUGAUGUCAGAGUACAGAAUAAAGCACACAUGACGGCAUUACAUAAAGCAAUAGAACGCAAACAUAAAAAUGUGAGCAAGCUAUUGAUAGAUGCUGGAGCACCACUUAAUAUCAAAGGGGGUAAAUUAAACAAAACACCAUUGCAUUUAGCUGUUGAUAUGAAUGAAAUAGAACUUGUGGAAGUUCUAAUUGAAAAAGGUGCUUCUUUGAUUGUUAGAGACCAUAAAGGACACUUACCAAUACAUAAUGCUGCUAUAACAGGAAGAACUGAUAUUCUACGGGCACUUUACCUUGCGGAUCCGAGCCAGAACAAACUACUUAUUCCCUACUGUGGCUUUGAUUAUUCUAAUAUGAGCGGACUUUCAUUAUUUCAUAUUGCCGUUUUGAAAAAUAAUGAAGAGCUUCUAGAUACUUUGAUAGGACUAAAUGCUGAUCCAAAUGUAAACAAUUUCUAUGAUCAGACGCCUUUGUACUUUGCAAUUAUAAAAACAAGGGAAAAAUUGAUUAAUAAAUUAUUAAACUAUGGACAAACCGAUAAACGAAAAUCACAAAACGAAGGUUUUACACCUUUACAUGCUGCUAUUUUCAAAGAUUUAGGUGACAUUGCAAAACGUUUGGCUUUAGAUGCCAAUGUAAAUGCAAAAGACAAAUACGGGAAAACGGCACUUCAUGUAGCAUGUGAAAAGGUAAAUGUUGAGUUAAUAAAGUAUCUUCUGGAAAAAGGAGCAAAUCCAAGAUUAAUCACGAUGCAAGGUAAAAAUGUGUAUCAUAUCUUGAGAAGUAGUGAGAAAUUGUGUGCAGGAAGAUCUAACGAUGUUAAAUGUGCUGAGCAGGUCAUUCAUAAAUUUAACCGGAAGUUCGUUGCCAAGUUGUCGACAGAAAGAAAUAAUUACCUUGAAGUAUUAGCUUUUAUAGAAGAUGAUGUUAAUUACUCAGUAGCGUGUGCUUCCAUAGAAGAUAAGUUUGUAAAUCCAAGGAAACAGAAAAGAUGAAAAUAGGAUAUGUAUCGAAAUUAAUUAAAGAAACGAAAUUGAAAAUCAUUGAAAGAAGCCGUGUCUGUUGUUUAGUCGUAUGUGAGGAGAUAACGAAUCAAAUGAACAAAUAUCUACAAAUGUGUGACUUAAUUCUUUCAUGUUAUACAUGCUUAUGAAUAAAGAUAGUUAUAUACUGACAAUAACAUGUUUCUUCAUACUUAACUUAUUAAAAAAAUUUAUACAUGUAUAUUAAGCUGGAAUUGCAUGUUUAAGCUAGAUGCUAGAGUAAAUGCAUGUCAUAACUUGAUGUGGAAAUGUGUUUUAACUUUAAUUGAAAACUAUGUGUAUUCUAAAUACAAACAGGCAAUACUUAUUCAUAAUUCACAUAGACAUGAAUAUGAUGAAAAUAAUUUGAUUCGUAUGUAUGAUCUUUAAAGUAAAGAGUUGUGUAUAGUUUUUUUUUAUUGUGUUCCGUUUCUGUUAACGACAUUUGAAUUAAAUCAAAGAAACCAAUAAAGUUUACUAGUUUCAAAAAUAAUGUAGCAUUGCAAUCCUCUUACAAUUCAAUUAUUGAGAAUGUUUCUUUACAGGUCAAGUCUCAAACACACAUUUCCAAUGCAAAUUAAAAAGGUAUAGCUCAAAACGAAUAUGUUCAAACAUUUAUUUCUUUUAAAAUGUUUAUCUUGU